Molecule: messenger RNA, 4134 nt
Organism: Ruditapes philippinarum (Manila clam)
Lineage: Eukaryota; Metazoa; Mollusca; Bivalvia; Venerida; Veneridae
Exons: 7
Coding region: 176-1915 (579 amino acids)
Biological process (GO): proteolysis
Molecular function (GO): serine-type peptidase activity
Source: RefSeq, a predicted model, not a curated record
ACAAUAUUUUCUACAUCAUACUGCUUUAAAAUCGUUUUCGAUCACUCUAAGCAGGUAUACAUUGUAUACAUUUAAGAAACAGCUUUAAGAUACAAGGGAAUCCGGGAACCAGUCCCUAGCUCUUAUUGAAUAGACCCCUUGGUUCUUUUACAUGCCCAGUGUAUAGCACUGAUACAUGCGAGGAUUACCUGGAUUUCUUACCAGUACACCUCUAGGUAGGUGGGAAACACUGAAAGUGUCUCUGAAAAAUCCCAAGGGUGUAACCCAGGAUCGAACCCGGGACCUCAGGAGUGAUAGUCAGUGGUUUAACCAACUGAGCUAUCGCGCCACCUAUAUUUCUGUACUUGUCGAUUUGACAGGAAAAUUAUUUAUUUUAUUUUCGAAUAAUUCAAUGGAUUGGUAUAGUGAGUCAGUUAUGUUGAGUGGUGUAGCCAAGGUGGCUGCUGUAGCAGCAUCAUCAGCUGUAGUGUUACCAUAUAUAGCCGCUCUCAUUUGUAACCUGGCAUAUGGCUGGCCACAAGUUCCUAACAGAUAUCGCAGAGCUUUUAAUCCACGUAAAGUGUAUGCACUCAACUUAUGUAUCAUACAGAGUUUCAUGUUAUCACUGAGAUAUGCUACUCUGUUUGUACAGUGGAAAGCCUUCUACAGAAAGGCAAAAGCUCCUGAAGUUAUAAAAGACAAAGAGUAUGGUAGAAGAAGUAAAAAAUUGGAUUUGUAUCUUCCUAGGAGGGGAAGUUCUGGAGAUAGUGGACAUUACCCAGUUGUUGUAUUUGCUUAUGGUGGAGCCUGGGGGUCAGGGAAUAAGAAGAUGUACGGAAUGCUGUGUUCUGCUGUUGCUAACAAACUUGGUGCAAUAGUUUGCUGUCCUAAUCAUUCUACAUAUCCACAGGGCUAUGUAGAUGAUAUGGUUCAGGAUAUGGUAGACUGUCUAAGCUGGUUACAUCAGAAUGUACAUCAAUACAAUGGAGACAAGGAGAAGAUCAUAUUAUUAGGCCAUUCAUCUGGUGCCCAUCUCAGUAUGAUGACAGUGUUACAACUCUGCAAUGAGGCUGGGAUCCAACCUUCCUCACCUGGUUCCCUGCACUUCAGGGAAAGUCAUUUUAAUGGUAACUCUGAUAGUAACGAUAAAGGAAGUUCUGGUUCCACAGGGUCGUUUCAAGUAGUUGAUGGUCAAAAUGGAAAUGGUGGUCAAACAAAUGACUUAGAUAAAAUGUCAUUAUCAACUAGUCAGUUUGAAGUUUUACAAACUCAGAAAUCUGAAACAGAAGUAUCUGAGGGCUCAUUACUAGAAAGUGAAAUCCAGGAGCUGACACAGUCAGAAAUUAGUGGUAUAAGAUAUCGUGGUGCAGCUGGGGAACAAAGUGCCCUCUAUGUUGAGGGAGCAUCUGACGAGGGAAGAAGGGAGAUAAUUAAUGAUGGUACAGGUGAUGAUGAUUUGGCUGGCAUUCUUAACCAAGGUGUUGAACAGUCUUUAACCAUAGCUCAACCAUCAAUGUCAGAACUUAGGAAGUCAGUUAAGGCAAUGAUAGGUAUUGCUGGUGUUUAUCAUAUUGGAGAUCAUUUUAAACAUGAGAGUAGUAGAGGAGUAGAGGAUAUAUCUUCUAUGGCUAAAGCUAUGAGAGGUCACAACAACUUUGAGCGGUUCUCACCUACACAUAUUGUUAGCACAAUCACUUCUGCUCAAUGUUUUCCAAAAAUAGUCAUUCUUCAUGGCACUGAGGAUUAUGUUGUACCUCUGUCAUCAGCAACAAAGUUAGUAGAUGAACUGAAACGUAUUGAAGCAGACGUAACACUUCGUAUAAUACCAAACUGUGAUCACUAUGAAAUAUGUCUAGACUUGAUGAAACCAACCAUGAAGUUUCAUACAACUGUCAUGAAUAUUAUAGAUGAUACAGCUAACAGUGUCUUCUCUUGAUUAUUGUAUUAUCUAGGAUGAUAAUUUUAUUAUCUAGGAUAAUUGUAUUAUCUAGGAUAAUUGUUUAUCUAGGAUAAUUGGGUUAUCUAGGAUAAUUGUAUUAUCUAGGAUAAUUGUUUAUCUAGGAUAAUUGGGUUAUCUAGGAUAAUUGUUUAUCUAGGAUAAUUGUUUAUCUAGGAUAAUUGUUUAUCUAGGAUAAUUGGGUUAUCUAGGAUAAUUGUAUUAUCUAGGUUAAUGUGUUAUCUAGGAUAAUUGUGUUAACUAGAAUAAUUAUAUUAUCUACCAGGAUAAUUAUGUUAUCAAGAAUAAUUGUGUUAUCUAGGAUGAUAAUUGUAUUAUCUAGGAUAUUUGUGUUAUCUAAGAUAAACAGAUCUUGAAGGUUUUUUAAAAAGUAUUUCAAUUGUUAUGUGAUAUAUUAUAGUGAUAUUAAGACUUUAUUUUAAAUAAAUCAAGAGACCUGAAAUAUUUUUGACAAUAAAAAAUAUUGUACAGAAUAUACAAAGUAAUAUAUAUUUAAACAGUGAAAAAUUAAAAUUUCCUCAUCAGUUCACACUCCACAACCAGUUGACUAGAAGGUAUUAUAGUUUUACCAAUGUCCAUCUGUCAUUAUGUAGUCUGUCUAUCUGCCAGAGAUCAAAAUUUCUUUUCAGAGCAAUUUCAGUCAUGAUUCAUUUGUCUUUCACUGCUGCUUUAGAAAUAAUGUGGGAUUAGUAGUGAGUUAAUUGAGGAGAAGUUGUUAAUUACUGGUUAGUUAUCCAGUCUGACAGGCAGCCUAGCUAUGACCAUACAGUGUGUUGAAAUUGGUACAAAAAAUAGACAAACUAAAGACACAAAUUUGUAUUUUAAAUGAAUAAUGAAUUAAUGUAUUAAUUAAUUGGACACUAAUGUUUUACAAGUAAAAGAUCACCAGAAUGAUCAUAGUUAAUAUGUUUACAUUCAGUAAAGAAAGAUUGGAAGCUGAUAUUUUGGGGCAUGUAUCACACAUACACAGUUGAAAUAUUGACAUGAGGACAAAACGAAUUUACCCAGGGGCUGUUUAUAACCCCAGGGGACAUUUUACUAAUAUUCUUAUGCUCAAGCUUUAUGUAAGUUUUAACUUGUGUUAGAAUUUUUCUUGUAAAGGCAUUUUACUAAAAAUUUGUGUACAUACAAUUUACAUAAGUUAAAAAAAGCAUAUAAUGAUGAUAAUUCUUACAAAAAAGAAAAGUUAUUAAAACAGGUCCAAGGAUAGUAAUGCUUUUCAAUAGCUAAAUGUAGAUUGUGAUCAUUCUAGUGGUCUUAACAGUUGGUUAACCCUCUUGCCAUGUUAGAUGAGCAGUCCUCAUUUUCUCAUAAGUGUUGAUGAGUGGAAUAUUUGUUCUCUGUCCAAAAAACUUAAUCCUGUGAUAAUUCAAUAAAUACCUAUAUUUUUAUAUACAAUAUUUUUAUAUGAAUCUGGAAACAUAGAUAUGUGGCACUAAGAUAGCAUUAUUGCAUGCCUUCCUUUAUGUAGAGAAAUAUGGUUGUUGUAGCAAUAAAUAGAUUAAAAUUAGCAUAAUCCUUGAACCUGUAAUAUUUCAAAAAGCACUUAUUUAUUUUUUCUUGAAAUUAGAAUAUGGAUACAUAGCAAUAUGGAGAUUAUGCACAUUAUUUUAAUUUUGAUAUGUGUUUGAAGAUAGGUUUGAAAUUCUCAAGAACUAGAUCCUACAAUUAUUAAAAAAGUACUUUGAAUAUUUUCAUUGUUACUUUGCAUAGAUGGCAAUUUGGGGAAUAUGCACUUCAUGUUACUUUGUUCCUAUUUUAAGAACUGUGGUUACCAUGAUAACAAAUAGAUUUGAAAUUGGACUGACACUGGAACUGCAAUAAUUCAAAGUGUUUUAUAUAUUUUCAUGAAACUUAAAAUAGGGAUGGGUUGCAAAAUAGAGAUUAUGGACAUCAAUUUAAUUUGUUCCUCUAGUGAGAAACAAAUUGACAUACAGCCUGCAAAAACUUGGAACAUGUGAUUAUUAAAAAUAUAACAUAGAAUAAUUUCAUGAAACUUGAAACAUGCUUAGAUGGCAAUAUAGAGAAUAUGUACAUUAUUUGAUUUUAUUCGUAUCUUGAGAAUUGUGGUUGCUAACAAACUUAAAAUUUAAAAUUGGUGACAUACUUUUAUAUCCAAUAGAAAUCCAUUUUAAACAAACCUACAUGUUUUGAGACACCAAAGACCAAUACAUAACACAAUGCAAUCCCCCAUUUUU